This is a messenger RNA of Caenorhabditis remanei, 963 nucleotides long. RefSeq lists its product as uncharacterized. The coding region runs from base 1 to 963 and encodes 320 amino acids. Gene Ontology annotation, molecular function: protein binding. Lineage: Eukaryota; Metazoa; Nematoda; Chromadorea; Rhabditida; Rhabditidae. Gene Ontology annotation, biological process: embryo development. The record is from RefSeq and is a predicted model, not a curated record. The transcript is spliced from 3 exons.
AUGAAAGAUCCAGCUAAAUUCCCUCUACUUCAUCUACCACUUCUUGCUAUAAAAGAAGUUUUAAGCACACUGAGUCCAUUAGAUCUUGUCAACUUCUCCCUGGCCUCUUUAAAGUCCAAAAAAGUUGCAAAGUACUUUUUUAAUCAGCACCUGAGCUGUGGAUAUAGAUUGUGGUUAGGUAUUGACGAAGAGCUCAGAGUGGGAAUCAUUGGAACAGAAAACAUUUAUUACUUUAGGUUAAUAUCUGACAAAACUAAAGAUGGACAUCGUGAAGAAAGAAAAUUAUUCAAGUAUUCAGAAGACCCACUUUCUGAUUUCAAGAAAUAUGUGGAGUAUGCAAUCGAUACUUUUUGCUGGCCAGUCAGUCUACUUCGAUUUGAUUUGGGCGCAUUCAUAGCUCAAAGUAUUUCAAUUAUUGAUUGGCUUAAACCUCAUGUCGAGACUUUCACUUAUUUCUAUUUGCACAGUGAUAUUAUAUCAGAUGAAUAUGUGCCAUACUUCCUAAAUAAUAUCGAAGUUACCUGGAAUUUAGUCUUAAACACCAAAAUGAGUGAUAACUUCCAACUGAUUUUACCUCGGAGCAUUAAAGCAUUUGAAAUCCUUCAAUCAGAUUUCGUCACACUCGAUCAACUGUCUAGCUUUGAUUGCGAAUUUAUCAGACUUUGCAACACCAAAAUAUCGAAUCAAGAGCUCAACCAAUUCUUCAAAAACUGGAUGACAUCGAAGUCUAAUAUCAAUCUUCAAAAUUUUUCAAUUCACAUUGAGAACAUGGAAUCACUUGAAACGAUUUUAAAUCUACCGCAUGACCGGGUGGAUCCAGGAACUGUUCGAACAUUUCGCAGAUAUCGGCGCCCAUUUCACGUUGCAGGAGGAAUCGAUAUAAAAAGAGACGAUGGCAAAAUUACUACUUUUCUCUUAGAGCCCUAUAUGGAGUUUUUGCAUCUUGUUAUGAUUACUCGUUAA